GUCCUCGAGCGGGUCUGUCCCUGACUCUGGGAGCCGGAUCCUCGCACAGCAGAUUUCCGGUCCUUUACCCGCACUUCGCGCUUUUCUUCGCUGCGCGCCCAUCGACAAUGGAUGGCAACUCCCUGCUCUCGGUACCAAGCCAUGUGGGUCACUGAACCAGACUCACCUACCUGCCUCUCUGCUGCCUUGCCCACCAGGAACCACUCCCAGGAAUCCAGCAACUUGGAGUCACCACUGAUGUGUGAGGCUCCGGCAGCCCAGCAGGGCGGCGCCAGCAGCUCGGGGAGCAGCCUGGGGAGCUCCGUCACGGCCUGUAAGAAGGUGCUUCGCAGCAAUAGCCUGCUCGAGUCUACAGACUACUGGUUGCAGAACCAGAGGACACCCUGCCAGAUUGGUUUUGUGGAAGACAAGUCUGAAAACUCCGCUUGCGCCUCCGUCUGCUUUGUGAACCUGGAUGUGAACAAGGAUGAGAGCAGCGCGGAGCACCUGCAGCAGAAAUUGGUCAGCGUGUCACCAGAUCUCCCAAAACUUAUCAGCUCCAUGAAUGUCCAAAAACCAAAAGAAAAUGAAAUUGUCCUCCUCAGUGGGUUAACAUCUGGAAAUCUCCAGGCAGAUUUUAAAGUUUCACAGUACCCUUGGCUGCCAGAUAUCUGCUUGGUCCAGUGUGCGAGAGGGAACAGACCAAACAGUACCAAUUGCAUCAUCUUUGAAAUCAACAAAUUUUUGAUUGGUCUGGAGCUGGUUCAGGAGCGGCAGCUCCACCUGGAAACAAACAUCUUGAAAGUGGAGGAUGACACAAACUGCUCCCUGUCUUCCAUCGAGGAAGACUUUCUCACAGCCUCUGAGCACCUGGAAGAGGAGAGCGAGGUGGAAGAAUAUAGGAACGGUUGUGAGAAUAUAAAUGUUUCAGCCAAUGUUAUGGAAAGUAAGAAGCCAAAGGAAAUCACUCAGGAUGAAUGGAAUUACAAUAAGGAAAAGUCCCUUUAUACUUUGGAAAACAAAUGCAUUAGCAAAUACCAUACAACAUUGUUUAAAACAGAAGGAUCUCUGGAAAAAGUAGCAGAAGACACAACUUCACAGGGUGUAGAUCCAUCAGCUAAACUAUCAGAGCGGAAAGGUGAGGCUGUGGAGACCAGGAGGACAGCCACAGAUUACCGUUACUCAGAAAAUGUCCUAGGUCGGGCAGAAACACCGCAGGCACGGUGUAUUCCAGGCAACGCUUAUUUCCCCAGGGUGCUCACACAAGAUGGACCUUGUGCCCGUGGGGCUGUCGUGGAGCGUGGCCACAGCUCAGGGCCAGAAGAUCAUGAAGACAGACCAAGCUCUCUUCUUCCCACACAAGAUGGAGAAGCCACAACCGGCGAGUAUGCCACAAAUUUAGCAGAAUCUGUGCUGCAAGAUGCAUUUAUUAGAUUAUCCCAGUCUCAGCCUACACCACCCCAAGAAUCCGCAGUCAGUGUCUCUGUAGGAAGUGCUCUGCUCCCCAGUGGCUGUUCCACAGAAGAUAUCAUGGUCUCUCGGUCAUGGAAUGAGCUCCCCAAAAUUGUCAUUGUUCAGAGUCCAGAUGGCAGCAAUGCUGCCCCGGAGCCAGGCAUCUCUUCAUGUUCUGAGAUGGAAGUCUCUUUUGAAACCUCAGGCGACCCCUCUGGAGAGAGCGCCGGCAGACACCCACAGAGUGCUCUAGAAGUGGCAUUAGCAUGUGCGGCCACCAUGAUUGGUACUAUUUCCAGUCCUCAGGCCACAGAAAGACUGAAAAUGGAGCAAGAAUCCCUUAUUUCAAACCAUCCACUGGGAUGCAAUGAACCGCUGCAGAUUCAGGCAUCCCAAGUACUCAAGGAACCUGCCAUCAGUGAAUACUCAUUUCCAUCUGCCUUGUGUGGCAUGACUCAGGUGGCCAGUGCCGUUGCCGUCUGUGGCCUGGGUGAAACAGCAGAGGUGAAGUGCCCUGAGGCUUGGAGUGGAGUCUUGUCUGCAGCUGAGUCUUCUGCAGCAAUCCCCUCACUUUUUAAUUUAGCAACAGGGAGGGACGUGGAGCUGGGAAAGGAAGCCAUUGCAGAGGCAUUGUUCAAGGAGGCCGCUCUGGUUUUAACAAGGCCGGACAUCUACAGCAGCAUUGGAGACCUCACGGCAUCGAUGAACCGAAGAAUCGUGGAAGCUGCUUCAAAGCCUCAGAGCUCAUGCCCAGAAAAUGACCUCGGAAAUGAACUGGCACAGGCCCUAUCCAACAUUAUCCUGAAGCACUCCAUUGAUGAAGUUCACCAGCAAAAUAAAAUAUCAGACCCCAACAGCGGCAGGCGUUCUUCUGAAACUAUGGACACGUUAAUGGAAAGUACAAACCAACUGCUCUUCAAUGUGAUGUGCUUCACGUUCAAGAAGAUGAGCCAUAUUGUACAGCACGGUGAAUUUCCCACCGGUCUCUCCAAGGAGACCAUUGGUUGGAGGGAAACCGAACUAGGCAACUGGGCACCUGAGCAGGCUGCUAGUCAGGCAUGGACAGAAGCCACUGAAUACUACAGCAGCCAUCCACUUAUUCGUCCACGUAGCACUAGUCUUGUUAUCGAUGACCUCGUGGGUGCCAUGUCUCCUCAGCAGGACAGCAUGGGCUCCGCAAAGCCAGGCCUCUUCCACAGCCCCGUGCAGCAGUCUGAACUCUCUUGUGCUGCCAGAGCGUCCGGUUCUUCCACUGCUAAAAUAUCCCCCAAGAGAAUAUACCUGAAAGGAACCAUGGGAAAGGCUAUAAAAAACCCUCAUCAGACGCCAAGUCACAGUGAGAAUGAAUGCAACGCCUCUUCAGAGGGAGAGGGGACCCUGACAGCCACCAAGUACGGCAGCGGUUCCCAGGAUUGCGAGGACAGCUUCAGUCCAAACAUCCAAGCAACGUACAACUGUGCCUCGCCUCUAAACAAUGAAGGUCAAGUUAAUCCGUCCUUGUUAGGGAAUGACUUGCCGCUUCCUGCUCAGUCCGCGCUACGGACAAAACAUACAGAGGAAUACUGCAUUACAGACUUCGCCGAAGAAUUAGCAGAGACCAUUGUCUCCAUGGCAACUGAAAUCGCAGCAAUUUGCCUUGACAACUCAAACGGAAAACAACCCUGGUUCUGUGCAUGGAAGAGAGGGAAUGAGUUCCUGGUUACCCCGAGCGUGUCCUGCCGAUCCUUGAAGAGGAAGAAGGAGAGCCAGGCCAGCGGGGCCUCGGUGAGGAAACACAAGCCGCCACGGCUCAGCGAGAUCAAGAGGAAAACGGAUGAGCACCCGGAGCUUAAAGAGAAGCUGAUGAACAGGGUUGUGGACGAGUCGAUGAACCUCGACGACAUCCCAGAUUCUGUCAAUAUCUUUGCAAACGAAGUGGCAGCCAAGAUCGUGAACCUAACCGAGUGUUCCCUGGUGGACGGUACCUGGCAAGCCCAGAGCUUUCCUCGGAAUCGCCUGCACAGCGGAGACAGGUGGGCCCGGCGGAAGGCCUCCAGCUGCGAGAGCAUCGCGGAGGAGGACGCCGGCGCCAGGGCCUAUGUCAGCAGCCUGGGUUUAAUGAGCACCCUAAGCCAGCCGGGGAGCAGGGCCAGCUCUGUCUCCAAGCAGUCCAGCUGUGAGAGCAUCACCGACGAGUUUUCCAGGUUCAUGGUGAACCAGAUGGAGAAUGAAGGACGAGGAUUUGAGUUACUGCUGGAUUACUACGCAGGCAAGAAUGCCAGCAGCAUUGUGAACUCAGCGGUGCAGCAGGCGUGCCGGAGAGGCGACCACCUCAGUGUGAGGCCGAGCUGCCCCUCCAAGCAGUCCAGCACCGAGAGCAUAACGGAGGAGUUCUACAGGUACAUGCUGAGGGACAUCGAGAGAGAGAGCAGAGACAGCACCUCCUCCAGGCGGAGCAGCCAGGAUUGGGCAGCUGGUUUACUGUCACCGUCUCCGAGGUCCCCGCUGUGUUACAGGCAGUCGUCUAUGCCGGACAGCAGAGCCCUGGGCGCCCGGCUGACAGUGAACGCGCCAUUGAAAGCCAACUCCUUAGAUGGCUUUGCUCAAAACAGCCAGCGAGACUUCCUGAGCGUACAGCCGGUCACCGGUGCUUCCUCGGCCGGGCUCUGCAAGUCCGAUUCCUGCUUGUAUCGCAGGGGUGGAACUGACCAGAUCACAACCAUGUUAAUUCAUGAGACGUGGGCAAACUCCAUCGAGGCCCUCAUGCGGAAGAACAAAAUUAUAGCGGAUGACGGCCAAGCCCACGCUGAGCCGGUUUCCGGUGGCUCUCCCUGGCAAAUGGACAAGGGUGCAAAAAGAUUAACCUCAAGCAGAGUGCAAAGUGGGCCAAUUCUUCUUGUCCAGGAAUCUAUUGAUUACCAGAGGAAAGACUGUGGUACCGAAAACCAGCAUGCCCCCGGGUCCUCUCCAAGCAAAGCUACUCCUCUUAGCUUAGAUUCUGAAAAGGAAACUUCCUUGUGCCGCGGUGGUGUCCCUAUAAACCACACCAGGCAAUCGCUUCGCUCAAGGGAAGUGCCUUUAAUUCAGAUCGAAAUCGAUCAGAGAGAAGAGUGCGUUGGCGAACCUGAAUACAUCCUUCCCAAAAGCAGCCCCCUAGAAGAAGCAGAGGAGCAUUUGAAGGAAGAAAGAGUCCCAGAUGAGGCGAGGGGUGGAGACGCUAAGAAGAGGGCCUGCCAGAACCGCAGGGACAGCCGUGAUGCCAGAGAUGGACCAGAGGCUGAAGUCUCCACAGAAGGCAGAGCCCCCAGUGAGGUCCCCAACCCUCCCAGCAGCAGCGGGGAGAGCACAGACAGCUGGUCCCAGCUCGCCAAUGAAGAGGACAACCCAGACGACACAAGUAGCUUUCUGCAGUUCAGUGAGCGAUCCAUGAGCAAUGGCAACAGUAGUGCCACUAGCAGUCUUGGCAUUAUGGACCUGGACAUUUAUCAGGAAGGCAUGCCAUCUUCUCCCAUGAUUAAUGAAUUAGUAGAAGAAAAGGAGAUUCUUAAAGAACAGUCAGAAAAAGGAGAGGAAUGUGCCCCUGGAGCGCCUGUGGGAGCAGCCAGCCAUCAGGGCGGCCUGCUGGUGAUCAACUUUGACCUGGAGCCGGAGUGUCCUGACGCUGAGCUUCGAGCCACUCUGCAGUGGAUAGCUGCCUCUGAACUUGGGAUUCCUACCAUCUACUUUCAGAAAUCUCAGGAAAACAGAAUUGAGAAGUUUCUAGAUGUUGUGCGGCUGGUUCAUCAGAAGUCCUGGAAAGUGGGGGACAUCUUCCACGCUGUUGUUCAGUACUGCAAAAUGCAUGAGGAGCAGAAAGAUGGGACCCCAAGUCUCUUUGACUGGCUGCUGGAAUUGGGAUAAAGCAGCCACGCCUUGUACAGUAUUCCUCUCCUGCAUUCCAGCUUAGAUUACGUUGAUUUGCUCUAAAUGCUCUAACCUUCUGCAAACAUUGCAUCACAUUAGCAGAGCUAUAAAAAAAAAAUGUUCAAGGUUACUACCCAUGGAAUACAUCUGACGAAAAAUAAAAUACAGAUCUGUAAAAAUCCAUACAACACAUGGGUGAAUUCAAAAGGGUUUAUAUUAGAGUGGCUGGGAAAACAGGAGCUUUUCUGGGCCUCAGAUUAAAAGCUUAUAAUUAAGCCCAAAUUCUAAGAAAGCUACUCUUGCAUAUUUUUAAUAUACAAUGUGUAAAAUCACCAAUUAUGUGAAUCAGCUGGAAACAAAGUCAUUGGUCAAAAUAAUUUUGUAAACUAUGCUAUCACCUUUAUGUGACUUUUUGGCACAGAUUACAGGGCUGUGAGCCCAGGUGAACACUUAAAAUAUGGGUGAGAAAUUUCCAGAACUUUGACAUAAAAAAAUUUUCGUUUUCAGACUAAUGUCACUGGAUAUUAACAAAAAUGUAAACGUAUCAUCAAUGUCUUCUAAUGAGGAUUUUCAUUUGUUUACUGCACCUCACUAAUAUUCCAUACCUCCCCAACAAUGUCUGGAUUUCUAACCAAUCAGAAAACUAUUGGUGUUCAACUGAGAAAGAGAAGGAUCAAAGAUUGUCUUGUUUCCAUCUCUGUAUUAGUUGGCUAACAUGGUUACAGAAUUCUUACCCUAAGGGCAAGCUUUAUACAAAAAUAAUAAUAAUAAUAAAAGAAAGAAAGGCUUUUGAGGUAAAAAUGUGCUUUUGUAUUACAUUAUAUAAAUAUAAACAUUCAUUUUAUUAGUAUUAUUAUUAUAAAUUAUGAAGAGAUUAUCUUAAAUAAUACAUUGAGUUAUUUCAGAGAGUCAUAAAAUCUGAAGAGAUUGUCAUCUUAAGUCACAAACUGAUACUCGAGCUCAGUGGUUUCACUAUAAAUGCAUUGGUACGGACCCAGACGGCAGACCUGCUACUCAGGCGAUAAUCAGCCUGACAGAUGGAGGAUGUGACCUAACCAGUUAGGAUCAUAGACUCCUUCUGAUUCAAAGAUACUGGUGUUUAAUUUGGGAAAAAGAAAACCUUAUUGUAUUUAAAUAUUUUAAUAACAGAGAUUUAGUCUUUUGGAAAAUGAAAGUGUCUAACUUCUCCCUAAUGAGCUUCCUUUCCUUUCAACUAAAUAAGCUACACUGGCUUUUAUUUUCUUGAUCAAAGGAGAUGGUUAUUGAAGAUUUCCUGAAAUAGUAUGCCUUUACACUAUUCUUAAAGGUUGUGAAGUAACUUUAAAUGGGAGCAAGGCCCCAGGCCAGCCAGGCUGGCCUUAAGUAUCAUCUGCAUCUUGAAACAUCAACAACUUCCUCUUAAGCCACGCUUUCCUUCCCUCCGCCCACCCCAGGCCCCCUCCCCGCGCUCAGUAGGCAUUUAUGAUAUAAAUAGUCCAAAUUUAGGUUAUUCAUGUAAUUUGACACAUUAAUCAAAUGCCAAAUUUUAAAAUUUAUCCAUCAUCUCAAGCUGAAAAUUCUCUGUGCUCUUAAAUGACAAAGGACCUAUUUAUUUUUUACACAAUCUCAGAAUAUCGCGUGUACUUCUGUUGUGCUUUAAUGAAUGUUUACUUAUCCUGCAAAGCACAAAUAUUGGAUUGUAACCAUGUGGUGAAGUUGUACUUAAUGUUGCAAACUAACAAAUAAA
Molecule: messenger RNA, 7039 nt
Organism: Pteronotus mesoamericanus
Lineage: Eukaryota; Metazoa; Chordata; Mammalia; Chiroptera; Mormoopidae
Gene: SPHKAP
Product: SPHK1 interactor, AKAP domain containing
Exons: 13
Coding region: 112-5310 (1732 amino acids)
Biological process (GO): intracellular protein localization
Cellular component (GO): cytoplasm
Molecular function (GO): protein kinase A binding
Source: RefSeq, a predicted model, not a curated record